This is a messenger RNA of Halteromyces radiatus, 1482 nucleotides long. Its product is annotated as kinase-like domain-containing protein. The transcript is spliced from 6 exons. The coding region runs from base 64 to 1305 and encodes 413 amino acids. Gene Ontology annotation, biological process: signal transduction; protein phosphorylation. Lineage: Eukaryota; Fungi; Mucoromycota; Mucoromycetes; Mucorales; Cunninghamellaceae. Gene Ontology annotation, cellular component: cytoplasm. The record is from RefSeq and is a predicted model, not a curated record. Gene Ontology annotation, molecular function: protein serine/threonine kinase activity; ATP binding.
UUUUUUUUUCCUUUUUCCUUUUUCUUCCUUUUUAUUAUUUCAGUUAUCUAUGUUAAACAUAAUAUGUCAUUAUCUGCUUUUAGUCAACUCAAAUUAGCUUCACAAUUAGGUGAUGUUAUUGAUAGUGUACGAGUAAUACGAAUAUCUGCCAAAGAAGGACAAACAGAUCAAGAUAUUGAAUUGGAAUAUAUUAAACAAAAAGUAGUUGGUUCUGGUACAUUUGGUGUAGUAUUUCAAGCAAAACUUAUAAAUACUAAUGAAUUAGUAGCCAUUAAAGAAGUACUUCAAGACAAACGAUACAAGAAUCGAGAACUUCAAAUCUUACGGACUUUGAAUCAUCCCAAUAUAUGUAUGUUACGAUCUUACUUUUAUCGUCAUGAAGAAGAAGGAAAGUUUACCAAAAGUCUCAAGAAGGAAAAACUGUAUCUCAACCUGGUGAUGGAUUAUAUGCCUGAAACGUUAUAUUCUUUGUGCCGUACUUAUUUGAAAGCAAAGCAAAAGAUUCCUUCCCUGACGACAAAACUUUAUAUGUAUCAAAUCUUUCGCUCUCUUGCCUAUACCCACCAUCUUGGUAUUUGCCAUCGUGAUAUCAAACCUCAAAAUUUACUUAUCAAUCCUAAUACUGGUGUAUUGAAAUUAUGUGAUUUUGGAAGUGCCAAACCACUGGUUCCAGAAGAACCCAAUGUAGCCUAUAUAUGUUCAAGAUAUUAUCGUGCCCCUGAGCUUAUUUUUGGUGCAACUCAAUAUACAACAGCCAUUGAUAUUUGGUCAGCAGGUUGUGUCAUGGGCGAAUUGAUGUCAAGUCGACCUCUCUUUCCUGGCAAAUCAUCCUUAGAUCAAUUAGUGGAAAUCAUCAAGGUACUUGGAACUCCCACCAAACAACAAUUAACCAAGAUGAAUUCAAAAUAUCCAGCUCAAAAAUUACCUCAAGUUGAACCAAAGUCAUUUUCAAAAAUAUUUCGAUCUUCUACAUCACCUGAAGCUUUGGAUCUUAUUAGUCAAUUACUUGUAUAUGAACCCGACAAAAGGAUCACAGCUAUUGAAGCAUUGGCUCAUCCCUAUUUCGAUGAAUUACGAUUAUCACCAUCUUCAUCCUCAUCAUCAUCAUGUUCUUCAUCAUUUGUAUCAGAAACCAAAACCAACAUUGCUAUCUCGACUGAACCAUCUAUGCAUUGGCCACCUUUAUUUGAUUUUACUUCAGAAGAACUGAUGAUCCGACCUGACUUGAAAUCAAAAUUAUUGCCGCCUCAUGUCAACGAUUUUAACGAUAAGAAGAAUGAAAAGAACGACCUAGUUCAACGAUGAUUUAUUUUUUUUUUUUUUGUUAUACGAAAGAAUGAUACCAACAAGGAAUGAUACCAACGAUGAUUAUUAUCUUUAUUGAACAAGGAUAAACGGCAUAGUUUAGUUAUUUUUAUAUCUUAUUUUUUUUUGUAUUACCUUCAAUUCAAUAAAAUCUACGAAUACCUGCUUUGUUACUUA